UCCUUAAACGAAAUUACCCCAGUAGCCGCACGCGACAGUGACAGCGGUUAGCUUCUCUGAUGUUUCGUUUUAUAUUUAAUUAGCAACGCCUUGACGGAUUUGAUUGCUACGUUUCGCCGACGAAUUACCGACGAGCCACGAUUUCGCUAUGUUUGCGCCGACAGGCUCCGAUUAACCGGUGAUUGAAGCUGAUAGCUAAGUGCUAACAGCUAACUAGCACUACUAUCCAACGAUUUCGCCGGUACGGGCGGACCUCUUUGUCUGACAGGGGAAGGCGUGCUCUUUUGUUAGGCUUUUCCCCUUUGUCCAUUCGGGAAAGAGGAACAGUCGGGUUUGUAUUUCAAAGUUAUCUACAAGCCUAAAAGCCUUUUAGAAAAUGCAAAUCGCGAAAAAGUACUUCUCCGAAGGCCUGAUUCAGUUAACGAUCUUACUCAGUUUGAUUGGAGUCCGUGUGGAUAUCGACAGCUACUUAAGCGGCUAUUAUACGCCUCUGAUCGAGAUUAGCCUGGGUCCUAGCUCAGCCUACACGCAGACACCUUUUCACAACUUGAGAGAGACUCUCGACGGGUACAGUGUGCACCCAAAAUGUCCCGAGUUGGACUAUUUCUUUGCGAGUCGCCGGCUACUGGACGAGGUGAGGACCCUCGGCUCACGGCGCUUCCCCACACAGUUGAACGCAUGGCUGGUGCACCAAGUGUCCGCCACUGACAAGGCUGACUGCGGGCCUUCGACCAGCAACGACACAGACGCCGAGCCGGGGUUAGAGAGCCCCGGGGUCGAAGCCGGGGAUGACAGUGAACGCCCGCCCAACAAUGGCCAAGAGGGGUGCCAAACAACCGCUGAGCUUGGACGAAGGCCUUGUAGCACCGGAGCCUGCGGGUUUCUUAAAGAGGAGGAUGAUGUUAAAGUUAAAGCGGAGGAAGAACCUGCUCCACUCACUCAGCUGGCUCACAGUUCCACCCUGGAACAAGAGAGUCUCCUUGAAGGCAUCACUGCACUGUCUGAUCCAUCUCGCCACCAGCCUCCCACAAUUGAUAUUGACCAGCACUGGAGCAAUUUACUCUUACUGUCUGUUACUGACCUUGAUGAAUUAGACUCCCUUGGUACUGAACGUCUGCCAGACCUCGACACCGACAUCCCCAGUGCCAUAAGCCAGGAUGUCAGUUUGCACGAUGCCAUGGUAACCAGAGCGUUCGGUGUGGCGUCUGAAAGAGUUGAGUCCCGGCCAGCCACCCAACAGCAAAGAAGCCUCUUUCGACUAGAAUCCACAGGCUCCUCCCACUCGGACCCAUCGCCGGGGAUGGCAGUGGGCCUUGCUGCUCUCCCGUUUGCUUCAGUAUGUAAUUUAACUGGAAAUGUGUCAUCGCACAGUGUGCUGAGUGGCUGUCUGGAUGAGGCAGUGUUUGACCAGAUCAAUCAACUAGGUCUGGAAGGCCUGGACACCCAGCUGAUGAGUUCCCUCGAGGGUAUAAACCCACAGGUCCUCGCGGACCUAGACUCUGACUCUGGUCUCUCCUUGGAGAGCAGCUCUGGAGGUCCAGUCUCCCCAGGCUCAUCUGAGAUGUCCUCGUCAUCCAGUUCAUUCUGUGAGGACGAGUGUGGAGCCACAGGCUACAGCAGUGAGGUGGAUUCUGUCCCCUCAAAGGGAAUCAUGGACUACAACACAACGUGGUCACCCAUUGAUCUGAGUGAGUGUGUGUGGCACGACCACAGCUACUCCUCUCCGGCUUUGUUUCACCAGCCAUCAGUAGCACUUCCUCACAAAGGUAUCAAAGAGGAGCCUCUCAGCGACGAUGACGGGCAAACGCUUGAAGACCGGGACCUGAGUCGCGACGAGCUGCGCGCCCGCGCCAUGUGCAUCCCCUUCUCUGUCCUGCAGAUCGUCAACAUGCCCGUGGAGGAGUUCCUCGAGGUUCUCGAAGGGCACGGCUUCUCCGCUGAUCAGGUGACCCUCCUGAGGGACAUCCGCAGACGGGGAAAGAACAAACUGGCAGCACAGAACUGCCGUAAGCGCAAACUAGAUGCCAUCACAGGGCUGCAGGAGGAGGUGGAAAGGUUGCACGCCCAGCGAGGCAGGCUGCUGAAGGAGAAACAGCUCACAGCCAAGACAAUGGGUGCUGUGGGACAGCAGAUCAAGCAGCUGACCAGAGACGUCCUGGCCCGGCUGAGAGAUAGUUCAGGGCGGCCCCUGAACCCAGAAAGAUUCACCCUGCAGUGCGGGGCUAACGGGAGGGUUGUUGUUCAGCCCGUAAGACGGCCCGCUGUCUCCACAUCAACGGGCAACAAAACGGACAAGAGAAAGAAGGACAAAAAGCCGUGAUGCAGUAUUGCCAGCUGAGACUUUAGCUUUUAGGUUUAUGGAUAUUUUUGGACUGGCCUGGUUUGGGGAUCUCCUCUUUUGCCUUGUGUGUUUUUGGAUUCACCGCUGUUGGAAGCCUGAAUCAGCAAAAAGUUGCAAGAAGAAAAGACACUCGGAACAUAAAUAAUACAAAAAGCUCUGUAAAUAUAUGUUCUCAUGGGGGAAAAUGUAGCUUACACACUGGACAUGUUGAGGCAUAUUGAAGAUGGACACGGAACCCUGAGCAGUUUUAAGGGAUCAGCCGAGCUGCCGGGUAGGCUACCAGUGUUGUGCCUGUUAACAUUCAAGUUAUUGAGGCUUGAGAUAACCAGACAUGCCUGAAGUCGACAUGGCCAGCAGUGUGACUCACUGGAUAGGGAUCUCGGAGGGAUGGAUCAUUUUCGUUUGUUUGUAUGUCUCCAAGUAGUCUUGCCUCUCAAUGUAUACCUUAUUCAGUAUAACGAGGUUUAAGAUUGUAUUUAUUAAAGUUUCUGAGGUUCCUGAAAUGGUUGUAUGCAUUAUGCGACUCGGCAGUAACUGAUUUUUUUAAUAGUAAGUUUAUCUGAAAGUGGUAAGACUAUUGGGAGAUUACCUAUCUAAAGUUUACGGCUUUGUUUCAGAUAUUUUAGGGCCUGUAAUGUUCAGUAAUUUGUACUGAAAUGUUUUGUCUUUACGACAUACAUUAUACCAAUGAUUAAAUUGACAUGGCCUUAAGUUG
Molecule: messenger RNA, 3056 nt
Organism: Pungitius pungitius (ninespine stickleback)
Lineage: Eukaryota; Metazoa; Chordata; Actinopteri; Perciformes; Gasterosteidae
Gene: nfe2l3
Product: nfe2 like bZIP transcription factor 3
Exons: 5
Coding region: 377-2320 (647 amino acids)
Biological process (GO): regulation of transcription by RNA polymerase II
Cellular component (GO): nucleus
Molecular function (GO): DNA-binding transcription factor activity, RNA polymerase II-specific; RNA polymerase II cis-regulatory region sequence-specific DNA binding
Source: RefSeq, a predicted model, not a curated record